This is a messenger RNA of Arvicanthis niloticus (Nile rat), 984 nucleotides long. Lineage: Eukaryota; Metazoa; Chordata; Mammalia; Rodentia; Muridae. The record is from RefSeq and is a predicted model, not a curated record.
AUGCAGAGAGAUGCAAGCCAAGUCCAAAUCGUGAGAAACACCCAAGAAACCAAUGGGAGAAGGUGGCCAAGGCAUGAAGGCCGAAGUUCCUCAGUUCCUCCUGAUAGCCCAUGGACUGAACAUGAAAUCUGGAUCUUCCUGCAAGAGUGGGAAGUUGUUGAAUCUGAAAUUGGGCAUCCAGGCAGGAAACUGAAGAAGAAGGUACGGUCUCUUUGUGGCCGCCUCUACAAUCGAGGCCUGAGGAAGAGCUGGAACAGCUGCCUUGACCUGAUGCUGAAGAUGAUGGACCUGCAUGAAACCCUUUGUAAUGAGGGUCAACGACCUGAUCCCUUGUAUUCUCCUUAUGCACGGGACCUGUAUAAGAUCUUGGGCCACAGAUCCCUGAGAAGCCAUCGACCAGUUCCUGCCUGUUGCUCCUGGACUGACCUUGAAAUCAGGAUCUUCCUGCAGGAGUGGGAAGUGGUGGAACAGGAAAUCCACCACCCAGGCAAGAAGAUGAAGAAGAAGAACAGUGCUAUCUGCCAGCGCCUCUAUCAGAUGGGCCUGAAGAAGUGCUGGGAAAGCUGUUUGGACCUGAUGUGGACCCUGAAGGACCUGCACACAACUCUCUGUAAUGAGAGACCAGGGAUCGUGCCCCUGUUUUCUCCUUAUGCAGAGGCCCUGUACAGGAUCUUGGGCCCCAGAUGGCAGGACGGCCAUGUCCAAGGUGCUUGGUAUGGUCGGUCUGGUAACACCCUGCCUUCUAUGUGCCCUCAACCUCCAAUGGUGAUGCCCCCUCCAGUAUACCAGCCUUGGGAUCAUGACAUGUCUGCAUCUUCUGGACAGCUCCAUGGGAACCCAUCAAUGAUGGUGUCCAGUCAGUAUUCACUGGAUCCCGGAUCGGAAGCCUGGAAUGCCACCUAUCCAAGGACAGUACCACACAUACUUCCUGCCUUUGUCCCUGGAGACACCAACCUCCAAGUGCCAUGGUCAACUUAUGAAUGA